This is a messenger RNA of Juglans microcarpa x Juglans regia, 1515 nucleotides long. Its product is annotated as protein BPS1, chloroplastic-like. Lineage: Eukaryota; Viridiplantae; Streptophyta; Magnoliopsida; Fagales; Juglandaceae. The transcript has a single exon. Bases 501 to 1454 code for a protein of 317 amino acids. The record is from RefSeq and is a predicted model, not a curated record.
AAAGGUCGGAUCUAUUUUUUUUUUUUUUUUUUUUUUGCCUCAAUUUUAAUAUCUAGCCGCCACACCUACGGUUGCUCUCAUUUAUGCUCAUAAUACAAAGUGAUUAUGCCUCAUAAGAAUACUUUCUUCUACAUUCCCCAUUGCUUUCUCAUGGAGUGCUUAAGUAUCACGUAUUCUUUUCCAUUGAUGCGAUAAAAGUCAUACUUUACGCUAUGAAGCUAAAGAAUUCCAUUCCCAAUGACUCAUGCAACUACUUUCCAGAAUCUUUUUUAAUGGAAAGUGAUCUUGCAAGUCGGUUGAGCAUUAAACAAAGAUAUCUUGCAAAUGAUUGUCAUAAUCAUCAAUAUAUUUUCAAGUUUUUGUGAGAAUUUUAAGGCUUCAAAUGCUAUACGGCCAUUUCGUGUAUCUAUCUCUCUCCUACCUGAAAGAAAUUUUUCUAGGUGGUAGAAGAUCUCAAUCUCAACAUAACUGUCAUAACUGAUAUAUAUUCCACAAAGGAAAUGGUGUUUCAUACAGGCUUCCCAUUGUGCAGAGGAAAAUCAUCAUCUUCUUCCUCCAUGAAUAUCAAUGAACCCGUCAAGUUAUUUUCUUCCCUAAUCAGCGAUAUCGAGAGGCUAAAAACAUCACUAGCUGGAGAUUCCAUAACCCUCAAAUGGUGCUCUGAAGCCAUUAAUCUCCUGAGGAAGAUGCACUCUCAUUUUCUUCUGUUUUUUGAGAAAUAUCACUUACCCGUUUUGUGGUAUGGUACAGAUAUCUUGGAGGAGUACAUGAAAGAGACAUUAGAUCUCCUUGAUUUAUGCAACUCUCUAAAAUCAGCCAUUUCUGGGAUGCAAAGAUACAGGCUAAUGAUUGAGUUUGCUGCAGGAAAGUUGCGAAAUGGUGGGAAUAUUUCAGAUGCAACUACCAAGAUCACUGAGAUUGAGAGAUUAGUAAGUGAGAGUAAGAAGAUUUAUGGAGUUGAGAAGUGGAAAGAUAUGAAUUUGUUCAAGACUGAAAUGCCUAAAACUAAAAGCAAGGAUAGCACCAUCUGUUUUAUCUAUGCCAUUAAAAGCAGCAUGAGAUUGGUAGGCAUGCUGCUUUUUUCUGCACUGCUCUAUCCAAUUUCAAUUACAAUGGAUAAGGAAGUUUACAGGAGGGUGUCUCCUCAGCUAAAAUCAUUCUCAGUUUCAAUUGGGAAGCUUGUGGGUUGCUUCUUGAAGGUACUUGAGGGGGUCAAAGACAAAUCAAUGCCAAUUUUGGUUGAGAAUAAGGUUAUAGAGAAGGCAGUUUUGGAUAUUAAAGCUCAGGUUUUGAAGGGAAAAGCUGUGGAUCAAGAGAAGCUUAUCAAUUUGCUGAAGCAAAGCUCUCUGGUUCUCAAAGAACGCAUGGAGAUGUUUGAAUCUGUAGUGGAUGAGCUGUUUGAAGAGGUUGUCAAUGGAAGGAAUAAGGUGCUGGCUAUGGUUGAUGUUAAUUAGUGAGAUUAGAUCUUCUGCUAGUGUAUUUUGAUAAAACGAUGAAUAAGAAGAGCUUAUGAAA